Messenger RNA from Cuscuta campestris, 3319 nucleotides. Lineage: Eukaryota; Viridiplantae; Streptophyta; Magnoliopsida; Solanales; Convolvulaceae. The record is from the annotation of a GenBank genome assembly.
ACGCACUGCAACCAGCUUGCCUACCGUCACUGUAUUCAUACCCCAACCCUGACGCCCUUACUCCGUCUCGCGGCCCCACGGAUCAGGCCCGGCUUGAAAUUCUCAGUCAACCUAGAUUUAGAGUAGAGAGGGGAGACUGCCCCGUUACGGCCCCUGCAUGGAAAUUGGAAUCCCUCUAUUGCAGCACUGUACCAGAGAGAGCUAAUCACCUGCCGACAUAAUCCACUCUAAGCACGGGAAAAAUUGCCGAGAAGGACUGAAGGAAGUCUCUCCUCUUUGCUGUCCGUGUAUUGUUCUUGGCUCUGGAUAAAUAAAAUCAAAAGGGGAACCGCCUGUCCGGCCUUGAGUUGUCUGGCUUUCCGUCCACCAUCUGUUGCAGCCAGCUGUUUAAAGUUUAUUUUGUUUCAGGUAUGGAUGUAGCCGAGUCCAUCCAAAGUCUUGUUGUGCAAAACCCACCGGGGGAACACUUCUCUUCAGGAGAUUUGAUUUGGACCAAGAUUGGAAAUGUAGAGCACAACGAUGAAGUUGCCUUGAUUCCUUAUGACCGAGUUGAUGCCUUUAUUGUUGGAGAAUGUUCUAAUGUGGAAUGCCCAACAAGAUUCCACAUCGAGAGGGGUAGGAAACGAACUGAAGGAAGCUUAAAAGAGUAUAGGCCUGAUGAAUACUUAGAGUACAGGAUGUAUUGGUGUUCUUUUGGCCCUGAAAACUAUGGAGAAGGAGGAGGCAUAUUACCAAGCCGAAGGUAUCGGCUUAACACUCGUAAUCGUGCUGCCAGACCCCAAUCCAUGAGGGGCUGCACAUGUCAUUUUGUGGUGAAGCGUUUGUAUGCUUGUCCAUCCCUUGCUCUUCUAAUAUUUAAUAAUAGGCGACACGUUAACAAGUCUGGUUUUGUUUGUCAUGGACCACUAGACAGAGAUGCCAUUGGACCUGGUGCUAAAAAUAUUCCAUACAUUUGCAAUGAGAUACAACAGCAAACUAUGUCUAUGAUCUAUCUUGGUAUUCCUGAGGAAAAUGUUUUAGAAAAGCACAUUGAAGGCAUUCAGCGAUAUUGUGAUUCAGAUGCAAAAGUUAAUAGCCUUGCCUCACAGUAUGUCCAUAAACUUGGAAUGAUUAUUAAAAGAUCUACUUAUGAAUUGGAUCUUGAUGAUCAAGCUAGCAUUCGGAUGUGGGUUGAACGCAACAAAAAAUCUGUUUUCAUUUAUCAGGAUACAUCAGAAAGAGACCCAUUCAUCUUAGGAAUACAAACUGAGUGGCAGUUGCAACAAAUGAUUCGUUUUGGCCAUCACAGUAUCUUAGCUGUCAGUUCUACAUUUGGAAUUAAGAAACUCAAGUAUCCGUUGUGCACCCUUCUUGUUUUUGAUUCAAGGCAACUUGCACUCCCUGUUGCAUGGAUCAUCACACGCAGUAUUGCGAAGCUAGAUGUGAAUAAAUGGAUGAAAGCUUUAUUUGCUCGUGUACACUCAACUGAUCCAACAUGGAAACUCAACGGGGUUUUAAUUGAUGAUGCUGCUACAGAGAUUGAUCCAAUAAGGGAGGCUCUGUCUUGUCCUAUAAUUUUUUCUCUUUGGCGUGUUCGUAGAUCUUGGUUGAGAAAUGUUUGCAAGAAAUGUGCUAAUAUCAUAGUGCAAAGGGAGUUAAUGAAGCGCCUGAGUGAUAUGGUUUAUAGUAUUUGGGGUGGCGGUGAUCAUGCUGUCACUUUGGAGGAACUAACUCAAGACUUUGUUGAUCAAACUGAUUUUAUGCAAUAUUUUACAUCUACCUGGGUGCCUAAAAUAGAAAUGUGGCUUACUACAAUGAAGUCGUUUCCCCUUGCAAGCAUUGAAGCAUCUUGUGCAAUUGAAGCGUAUCAUGUCAAGCUUAAAUCAAAACUGUACGAUGAUUCACAUUUAGGCGCACUACAGAGAGUUGAUUGGCUGGUCCACAAGCUGACAACUGAGUUGCAUUCAAGCUAUUGGCUUGACAGAUACGCAGAUGAGAGUGAUUCAUUUCAAAAUGUUAAGGAAGAUUAUAUUGCUUCGUCAUCAUGGCAUCGGGCACUGCAAAUUCCUGAUACAGCCGUGUCUUUAGAAAGUGGACAACAUCCUUUUGCUAAAGUUUUAAGUCAGAAAGACAAUAAUGUUGUGCGUCUUAUUUGGAACGCUGGAUCUGAAUUUGCCCAUUGCGGGUGUGAGUGGUCAAUGCAAGGAAACUUAUGCAAGCAUGUCAUUAAGGUAAAUAUGAUGUGUGGCAGUAUUCAAGGCCAUAUACCUUCCAUGUCUUUCAGGUCAUUCCAAGAGAUUUUAAUGGAUCUUAUGAAAAAGCCAAUGGACGACUCAAUAGCACUUGAUCUCUCAAUGGCAUGGACACAUCAAAUGGUGGAUCAGGUUCAGCAACUUGUGGAGCUGAGUGCUUCCAAUAACAUAGGCCACAUAGUUAAAAACAUGCCUUUGAAUUGGGCUGCUAAGAAAAGUAGAACAUCCUGUGGCAAACCUGCUUCUGCUUUUACUCUGACCCCUAGCUCUAGGAAUUGUGCAACGAUAAGCUCUACUCCACGUAGCAAGACUCAAAAGCGGAAGAGAUUGUCAAGGAUAGGCUGAUUGCUUAUUGUCCUUUAUUAACAUUGCCUUAUUGCUAUGCUUUACCACCCUUGGAGCUAGGUAUGUCGGUUGAUCUUCUGGCCACAUGCAGGACCAAUUUUUCAACUUUGGAUCUGCAUUUAGUGCAAUCAACCGACCUUAAUCCAUAACAAAGUAACCAUUUCCUUUGCAUGCUACAAUUCUGACAAAUCUCGUUGGAUUUGAGCUUCCCGGGACUGUAACUGUAAUAUGAGAUUGUACAUGCAAGUGGCCGGUCUUAAGGUUUUUUAGAGUGGAUUCAAGACAUAAGAAUGAGCCGGGGCGUAAAUAGAUUUUAUUGUUUAGGCUUGCAUGUCUAGCAGAGUGGCAGACAUGCUGAAUGCUUAUGACUAUCCCUUUUCAACCAAGAUGGGUUUUUAAGCUCCUUUUAACCAGAAUCCGUGGUCUGCUUGUCUAGCCCAUGUUUCUUCAAACGCACACAAAUGGAAGCAGAGGCAGAGCUUGCCAAGAAAAAGGCUCUACAUCUCUACUGAUCAGGCCACUAUGGUAAUUAAGUUAAUGAUCAAAUUCUCAUCUUUAUCAUUCACAUCAAAUUGAGUCUCUAAAGUUUAUGUAUAUUUCUUUCACUACAAUGUAGAGUGGGUUGAUACUGUUCUACUCACUCCCUCUAAGCUAAUACUCCUUCCCAUAAAAACAUUACAUUCCCUUUUUGUCCGACCCAAAAUAAGGUUCCACUUUCAUUUUAAGAAAUGAAUUCUCAUAAA